AUGGAGAUCAACGUUGAAAACGGGAACCCCAAAGAAACCCACGAACAAGAACCCAACCCAACAACCCCAUUGCUCGUCAACAAGAACCUUCCGGAUGUUGUCGAGAGAAGCCUUGUCCAGCAAGCAAUCAGCCAGACUUUCGCAAGCACGGCCCAUUUAGCCAACCUCCUCCCCACGGGCUCAGUCCUCGCUUUCCAACUCCUCUCACCCAUAUUCUCAAACCAAGGAGAAUGCGACCCGGUGGGCCGGGCCCUAACCGCCGGGCUCAUGGGCCUUUGCGGGCUUUCAGUUAUCCUAUUUAGCUUCACCGACAGCUUCAAGGACCAAAAGGGAAAUGUGGUUUACGGUUUCGCCACUUUACGUGGGCUUUGGAUAAUCGAUGGCUCGGCUACUCUGCCUCCCGAGAUUGCGGCUAAGUAUCGGGUGAAAUUUAUCGAUUUCAUGCAUGCUUUGAUGUCGAUAUUGGUUUUUGGGGCGAUUGCGCUUUUUGACGAGAAUGUGGUGACGUGUUUUUAUCCAAAGCCAUCGGCCGAGACUAAGGAAGUGCUCACGGCUUUGCCGGUCGGGAUUGGGGUGGUUUGUAGUAUGUUGUUUGUUGUAUUUCCGACUAAACGGCAUGGGAUUGGGUUUCCGGUCACCGACGGUUGA
Messenger RNA from Striga asiatica, 648 nucleotides. NCBI's taxonomy places the organism in Eukaryota, Viridiplantae, Streptophyta, Magnoliopsida, Lamiales, Orobanchaceae. The record is from the annotation of a GenBank genome assembly.